Molecule: messenger RNA, 1677 nt
Organism: Notechis scutatus (mainland tiger snake)
Lineage: Eukaryota; Metazoa; Chordata; Lepidosauria; Squamata; Elapidae
Gene: PRKAR2B
Product: protein kinase cAMP-dependent type II regulatory subunit beta
Biological process (GO): negative regulation of cAMP-dependent protein kinase activity
Cellular component (GO): cAMP-dependent protein kinase complex; cytosol
Molecular function (GO): protein kinase A catalytic subunit binding; cAMP binding; cAMP-dependent protein kinase inhibitor activity
Source: RefSeq, a predicted model, not a curated record
AUGAGCAUCUCCAUCCCGGAGGGGCUGCGGGAGCUGCUGCAGAGCUUCACCCUGGAGGUGCUGCGGAGCCAGCCGGCCGACCUGCUCGACUUCGCCCUCCGCUACUUCCAGCGCCUGAAGGCGGAGGCCGGAGGAGGAGGCGGGGGGCUCCCUCGGGGAGGGCCCGGGGCCCGUUGCAACGCCGGAGCCCCCGAGCGCGGGAGCAGCCGCCUGCAGCUCGACGGUGACCCCGCCGAGGGCCGCGGGGUCAACUUCUCGCCCGAGCCGCUGCCGAGCCCCUCUGAGAGCAGCGGCGAGGAAGACCAGGAGGAGGAAGAGGAGGAGGAGGAGGAGGAAUUCACCGCUCCAGUGAUUAACCGGUUCACAAGACGAGCAUCAGUGUGUGCAGAAGCAUAUAAUCCCGAUGAAGAAGAAGAUGAUACUGAAUUGAGGGUUAUUCACCCCAAAACAGAUGAUCAAAGAAACAGGCUGCAGGAAGCUUGCAAAGACAUUCUCCUGUUUAAGAACUUAGACCAGGAGCAGAUGUCUCAGGUCCUGGACGCCAUGUUUGAGAAGCUGGUGGAAGGAGGAGAGCAUGUCAUUGACCAAGGAGAUGACGGCGACAACUUCUAUGUAAUUGAUCAAGGGAACUACAAUAUUGUCGUGAAAUGCGACGGUGUCGGAAGAUGCGUUGGUACCUAUGACAACCGAGGGAGUUUUGGCGAAUUGGCUUUAAUGUACAACACACCCCGAGCGGCUACUAUCAUUGCUACCUCUUCUGGCACCAUUUGGGGUUUGGACAGAGUAACAUUUCGAAGGAUCAUUGUGAAAAACAAUGCGAAAAAGAGAAGAAUGUAUGAAAAUUUCAUUGAGUCGUUGCCCUUCCUUAAAUCUUUAGAACUUUCUGAACGUUUGAAAGUGGUGGACGUGAUAGGUACCAAAAUAUAUAAAGAUGGGGAACAAAUAAUAGCUCAGGGAGACACGGCUGACAGUUUCUUCAUUGUCGAAUCCGGAGAAGUGAAAAUAACAAUGAAAAGAAAGGGCAAACAGGACGUAAAUGGGAAGGAAGCAGUGGAAAUCGCCCGCUAUACCAGAGGACAAUAUUUUGGCGAAUUGGCACUUGUAACGAACAAACCACGAGCUGCCUCGGCCUUCGCGCUUGGCACGGUCAAAUGCUUAGUUAUGGAUGUACAAGCUUUUGAAAGGCUAUUGGGACCUUGCAUGGAGAUUAUGAAAAGGAACAUCGCCAACUAUGAAGAACAACUGGUUGCACUGUUUGGAACCAACAUGGAUAUUUCCGAGCCCAGUGUGUGAAGAAUGGAGCCAUCAUCACACAACCUGUGUAUGACAAAUAGCACAGUAGUGGUUAGCCCACUGAACAUACAUCUUCUCUUCCUGUAGAUGCUAAGCAUUGUUCUUGAUUCUACAGGGGCUUCGAUUUCUUUGCGCCCCUGUCUCAAUUAUUUUAUUUGCCUUUUUUCUUUUGUACAAAGUCAUUCAGACAUAUCGGUACAUGGAGUAGACAGAUUAUUCGAAGGGGCCUUCCUUAAAAGCAUUUGGUCCACCGGCACUUCAGCUUUCCAAGAACAUCAGGUUUAUAAGCCUUCGUUUGGCAAUGCACAACCUUCUACAAGCAGUCCCCAGCUUACAAGAGUUCAUUUAGUGACCGUUCAGAGUUAACAGCGGCACUGGAAAAAA